AUGGACGAUAACGAUUUUGAUCAAGUGCCUCAAAUUUUAUUCAAUGGUGUUACAUCCCUCAGUAAAAUAGGCACUCCUGGAACUCUCAUUCCAAUGACAUACGAUACACGUGCUGUGCUAUGUGGUGAUGAUUCUAAUAAUGUCAUCAUUGUUGCUACUCGAUUCGGCAAUGGUCGAUGUUUGGUAUUUGCACAUAAUGGUUAUCCUGCUAUUUUUCUUACUAAUGACACAAAAGAUCAGCGUUUUGUUGAAAACUGUCGUCAAUGGUUGUCUCAAGGACAAGAUGCACGAUUCGAAUCGAUCAACGAGAUAGACUCGAUGGAUGAUGUCAAGGAACAUGGAACAAUUCUCGUUUGGAAUGGACAUAAUACUAAAAGUGAUACUUUCAUGGAUGAUUUGUGUGCAUAUUUACAAGCAGGUGGUGCUCUUGUUUGUGGAACAACUGCUUGGGGUUGGUUAAGCCGAAAUAGUGGCAAAUUUCUUUCAGAUUUUCCAUUUACUCGUUUUUGUGAUUAUAUUGGUGUCAAAGUGACCGAUAAUUGUGCCCGUUGUCCUGAUCCGAUUCCGUUUCGACCUGAAUUGGUCAAAUUCAAAAAUAUUUAUCAUGCUGUUCAGGCAUUAGUCGACGAACCGCAUAAUAUCGAAAAUUUAAAUAUUGUUGGAUCGACAAUCAAGGAACUAGGUGAUACGUUGCCUGGUGUACCGGUUGAAACUCUAGAGAAUAUUGUUCUCAAUGCUGGAAGUGAUAUUAUUCCAGCGAGUAAUUGUCCUAUUCGAGAUAAAGCAUGUCGACAGCAAUCGACCGGUCUCUGUGGUAUUUUGUGUGCAUUACCUGGUAUCAAAGCUCCUGGCGUAAAGAGUUUUCCUGGUGAUUUUGAUGAUCCACCGUCUAUUGAAACAAAUGUCACGGUUCAUAUUCAAUCGAAGGCCAACGAAUGGUAUUGCACAGGAUACUAUGUAGCUGCGGGUAUUCCCAUACAAAUCGACGUAUUAGAGCACGGUGGUGCAACUGGAUGGUCAGCCCGAAUUGGUUGUCACAGUGAUGAUCUCAGAAAUUCUAAUGAAUUACGUCGAUGGUCAUGUAUUUCUAUAUGUAAACCGCUGUCUGGUACUAGUAUCCGAAUGAAUUCAGCUUUUGGUGGUCUUCUCUUUCUUCAGAGUCCUAAUGAUGAAUCGAAUUCGAUUAGUGUUAGCCUACAGCAUGUUGUUCUAUCACCUACUUACGAUCUCAUGGAUUCGGAUCGAACAGAACAUUGGAAAGACCAACGUAGUAACGCACAAGGCCUAUGGGCAGACAUUGCUGGUCAAUACAUUGUUUUCAAUCUUCCUUCGCAAAGCGUACUCCAUUUGGAUAGUGCUCAACUAGAUCGAGCUCUUCGUUUCUGGGAUAGCAUAAUAAUGGCUCAUCAUGAAUUACGAGGUACUACACCAGUACGUCGAGAACGCAUCGUAUGCGACGAACAACCAUCGGCUGGCUAUAUGCAUAGUGGCUAUCCGAUUGUCACUCGUAUGGAUGUAUCUGAUCCAAAUGCUGAAAACUUCUUAUUGAAUAGUGAUAUACUAGAAAAGAAAGGCUCUUGGGGUCUUUUUCAUGAGAUCGGUCAUAACAUGCAGCGUGGUUGGUGGACUUUCGAUGGUACUGGUGAAGUAACAGUGAAUAUCUUCUCUUUACAUGCGAUGGAUGUUGUUUGUCAUCUUCAACCAUGGAUUCAUUCUUGGCUUCAGGAUCAAAUGAAGAUGACGCGCGAGUAUAUACAGAAAGGGUCACGUUUCGAUCAAUGGAAAACAAAUCCUGGCAUUGCUCUCUUUAUCUACGCACAACUAGCACGAGAGUUUGGUUGGAAUAGCUACAAGGCUGUCUUUCGUCAAUAUGAACAAACUAAACCGAAUCUGACUAGUAAUCAAGACAAGAUAGAUCAUUGGAUCAAAACCUUCUCGCAUCAAGUAGGCUAUAAUUUAGUUCCAUUGUUCAAUUUCUGGGAUUUUCCCGUUUCACAAUCAACUAUCGAUGGCCUUCGCGACCUGCCAAUUCGACAAAUCUCUGAUGAAUUGAUUGAAAUAGCACCAGAACGCUAUAAAAUCUAA
Rotaria sordida is the source of this 2085-nucleotide messenger RNA. NCBI's taxonomy places the organism in Eukaryota, Metazoa, Rotifera, Eurotatoria, Philodinida, Philodinidae. The record is from the annotation of a GenBank genome assembly.